Pollicipes pollicipes is the source of this 2179-nucleotide messenger RNA. RefSeq names its product zinc finger protein ZIC 4. The coding region runs from base 30 to 1421 and encodes 463 amino acids. Gene Ontology annotation, biological process: regulation of transcription by RNA polymerase II. Gene Ontology annotation, molecular function: DNA-binding transcription factor activity, RNA polymerase II-specific; RNA polymerase II cis-regulatory region sequence-specific DNA binding. The record is from RefSeq and is a predicted model, not a curated record. The transcript is spliced from 2 exons. Gene Ontology annotation, cellular component: nucleus. NCBI's taxonomy places the organism in Eukaryota, Metazoa, Arthropoda, Thecostraca, Pollicipedomorpha, Pollicipedidae.
CGCGCACGUCCGUCUGAAGAGUGGGUAUUAUGGUAUCGGAGAGGGGCAGUGUCUUGCUGGGUCCUGUGGCGUUCGCUCCGCGUGGUGACGUGUCCGCCGUCCCGCCUCGCGCCCGUGCCGAGACGGCGUGCCCUCCCGCGACGGCCGACCUGUGGCGCGCGCCGCUCGCCGCCGCCAGGAUGCACGUCGACACGAAGCCGGUGGUGAACCCGUUCAUGGAGGCCGGCCACGGCCCGGUCGGCCUCAUGUUCGGGCCGAGCAUGAGCGCCGCCGAGGCCAGCAUGCAGAACCAGUACCAGAACGGCUACGGCAUGGGCGUGCCGGUGAGUCACCACGGCAUGCACGGCCACAUGGGCUCGUACGCAGCGCGCGACUUCUUCCUGCGCCGCGACCACAUGGCCGGCUCGCUGGGCGCGCUGGGCGGCCACGACCUGCCGCAGCAGCACCACAGCGUGUUCGCCUCUUCCGGGCUCGGCCACCACGAGCCGUCCAUGGUGCUGCCCGGCCUGCACGACCAGCAGCACGCGCACAUGAACAGCCAGAUGCGACUGGGCUCCAUGUACGGCGCCGAACAGUUUCAGCAGCUGUCGGGCAACCAGUUCCACCACCAGAUGAACUGGAACAUGGGCGCCAUGGGCGCGCCGCACGGCUGCUACCGAUACUUGCGUCAGCCGCUCAAGCAGGAGAUGACCUGCAAGUGGAUCGACCCCGACCAGCCGUCGCCCAAGAAAGUGUGCAACAAAACGUUUCACAGCCUGCACGAGAUUGUGAACCACCUGACAGUGGACCACGUGGGCGGUCCCGAGUGCACGAACCACGCCUGCUGCUGGCAGAGCUGUGCACGCAACGGACGCGGCUUCAAGGCCAAGUACAAGCUGGUGAACCACAUCCGCGUGCACACGGGCGAGAAGCCGUUCCCGUGCCCGUUCCCCGGCUGUGGCAAGGUGUUCGCCCGCUCCGAGAACCUCAAGAUCCACAAACGAACGCACACAGGCGAGAAGCCGUUCCGAUGCGAGUACGAGGGCUGCGACCGACGCUUCGCCAACAGCUCCGACCGCAAGAAGCACUCGCAUGUGCACACGUCCGACAAGCCGUACAACUGCAAGGUGCGCGGCUGCGACAAGAGCUACACGCACCCCAGCUCGCUUCGCAAGCACAUGAAGGUGCACGGCAAGGACGUCAGCGGCUACGACUCGGACUCGUCCUCGGCCACCAACGCGUCCACGCUGCGCUCGCCCACGUCGCUGACCUCGCCGCCGGCGGCCGUGACCUCGCUGACCUCGAGUCUGCAGCAGACCAACCUCAACGAGUGGUACAUCUCGCAGAACGCCACCGGCAUGCCGACGCCGCCCAGCAACGAGCACUCGCCGAUCGGCGGCCAUCCGCAGGCGCACCUGCUGCCCACCACGAGCGCGUACUGACCGCGCCGCGCGCCGUCCCUGUACAAACGCGCCGUUGUUUUGUUCGAGAGCUAUCCGCAGUCUCAGGGCCGUGCUUGACACCGCGGAAUACUCGCGCGCGACGCGGCGGACCGGGCGCGAGCUGGCUGUUGCCCUUGUGACGUCAUGAGGAUGUCAGUGACGUCACUGGGUUCGUUUGCGCUCCGAGAUGCGCCGAGCACGCUGUCGCUUGCACCGUUUGUUCGCUGGGCUGCACUGACCGCACCGUCGGCGACGGCUCUCGCUCGUCACGCUGUCGUGCCAUCUCUGCGUGCGUGACGCUACGCGUCUGCGCGCCAGUAUCCGCGCUUUGUUUUUAUCUCCUUAACAGUUUGCUUGUUCGUGUUGAAUUUUGAUAUAACUGACGCCCCGACUGACUUGUUAUCAAACCCCGUGCAAUGUAUGUACGGACGAGGCACCUCUGCCCGUGUAAACCCGUGCGCCUCGUGUAAACCCGUGCUCCCCGUGUAAACCCUGUGCGCGCUGCGUCGGCCACGCGUUCUGGCUACGAAAAGCUGGAUAUAUUUUAUGUGUGUGUUGUGACCGUGGACCGAUCAGCUAGUUCAAGCGUGGGUCCGUAUCGUGAUGUACAUUCUCAUCUAGCAUUGUCUGAUCUCAUGCGUUAUAAACGAGUUACGACAACGACGCAGGCUUCACUGUACAUUGUAAACAGUUCAAAGAACAUUGCCUCUGAACAUGCUGUGUACAGUAGAUUUUAUAAUAAAUGUAUGUCGCUAUUC